CUCUUUCCCCUUCAAAUCUUCAUUACUAUCAUUCUUCAGAAAGAACAACAAGAAGAAGAAAUCCUCUUCUUAAGAGAGGUUUCUGAGAGCUUAAAAAAAUGGCGCACCUGGGCGGCGGCGCGGAGGCGCACGCCCGAUUCAAGCAAUACGAGUACCGGGCCAACUCGAGUCUUGUCCUGACCACCGACUCUCGGCCUCGCGACACCCACGAGCCCACCGGCGAGCCGGAAUCCCUCUGGGGCAAAAUCGAUCCCAAGCACUUCGGCGACCGGGCUUACCGAGGGAGGCCACCGGAGCUGGACGAAAAGCUCAAAAAGUCGAAGAAGAAGAAGGAGCGGGACCCGCUUUCGGAGCCCGCCGCCGCGGCCCCGGUUCGCCAGGCGAAGAGGCGGCGGGUUCAGGAGGAGAGUGUCCUCACCUCCACGGAGGAGGGAGUUUACCAGCCGAAGACCAAGGAAACUCGUGCUGCUUACGAGGCCAUGCUCAGCGUCAUUCAGCAUCAGCUUGGUGGCCAGCCACUCAACGUUGUGAGCGGGGCAGCGGAUGAGAUCCUCGUGGUGCUUAAGAAUGACGCUUUGAAGAAUCCCGAUAAGAAGAAGGAGAUUGAGAAGCUGUUGAACACGAUUUCCAACUCGGAUUUUGAUAAGUUGGUUUCUAUUGGGAGGCUUAUCACUGAUUAUCAGGACGGCAGUGGGGAUGCUGCUGGUUCGGCUGCGGCGGCGGGGACCGGGGAUGAUGGGCUGGAUGAUGAUGUGGGUGUGGCGGUUGAGUUUGAGGAAAAUGAGGAUGAGGAGGAAGAGAGUGAUCUUGAUAUGGUCCAAGAGGACGAGGAGGAUGAAGAUGAUUUGGCGGAGGCGAAUGGAUCGGGGGGAAUGCAAAUGGGAGGUAGGAUUGACGACGAUGAUAUGCAGGAGGCGAACGAGGGAAUGAGCCUUAAUGUUCAGGACAUUGAUGCUUAUUGGCUGCAGAGGAAGAUUUCUCAGGCUUAUGAGCAGCGGAUUGAACCGCUGCACUGCCAGGAGCUUGCUAAAGAUGUGCUUAAGAUUCUCGCUGAAGGCAGCGAUGACAGGGACGUUGAGAACAAGCUGCUGUUGCACCUGCAGUUUGAAAAAUUCAGCCUCAUUAAGUUUCUGCUGCGAAACCGGCUGAAGGUUGUUUGGUGCACCCGUCUGGCGAGGGCAGAGGAUCAAAAGGAGAGGGAGAAAAUCGAGGAGGAAAUGGUGCAUUUGGGUCCUGAGUUGGCUGCGAUUGUGGAUCAGUUGCACGCCACAAGGGCGACUGCGAAAGAGAGGCAAAAGAACUUGGAGAAAAGCAUUAGAGAAGAGGCUCGGAGGUUAAAGGACGAGAGUGGUGGAGACGGUGACAGAGGCAGGAGGGGAGUUGGUGGUGAUAGAGAUUCGGAGAGUGGGUGGUUGAAGGGCUCAUUGCAGCUCCUCGAUCUCGACAGCCUUGCCCUUCAACACGGUCGGCUUGCUUCUAAUCAUAAGUGCAUCCUUCCCGAUGGAUCUUUUAGACGUGCCAGCAAAGGGUACGAAGAAAUUCACGUGCCCGCAUUGAAGCCAAAAGCAUUUGAUCCGGACGAGAAACUUAUUAAAAUAUCCGCCAUGCCUGAGUGGGCGCAACCCGCUUUCAAGGGUAUGACCCAGUUGAACAGGGUACAAAGUAAGGUGUAUGAGACUGCCCUUUUUAAGGCAGACAACAUACUUUUGUGUGCUCCCACUGGGGCUGGCAAAACAAAUGUUGCCGUGCUCACAAUACUUCAGCAGAUUGGAUUGCACAUGACUAGGGAGGAUGGUUCGAUUAACCACAAUGAUUACAAGAUUGUGUAUGUUGCGCCGAUGAAAGCUCUUGUUGCUGAAGUUGUUGGAAACUUGUCUCAUCGUUUGCAGGACUAUGGUGUGAAGGUGAAGGAGCUCAGUGGUGACCAGUCCCUCACUCGCCAGCAAAUUGAAGAAACUCAGAUCAUUGUCACAACUCCUGAGAAGUGGGAUAUCAUAACAAGGAAGUCGGGUGACCGUACUUAUACCCAACUUGUGAAACUUUUGAUUAUUGAUGAGAUUCAUCUUCUUCAUGAUAAUAGAGGUCCUGUGCUCGAAAGUAUUGUUGCUAGGACUGUUAGGCAAAUUGAAACCACGAAAGAACAUAUUCGGUUAGUAGGCUUAUCUGCGACGCUGCCGAAUUACGAAGACGUGGCGCUGUUUUUACGGGUUGAUCACAAGAAGGGACUUUUCUAUUUUGACAACAGUUAUAGACCCGUCCCUCUUUCUCAGCAGUACAUAGGAGUUCAGGUGAGAAAGCCCUUGCAGAGGUUUCAGUUAAUGAAUGAUCUCUGCUAUGAAAAGGUAAUGGCUGUGGCGGGCAAGCAUCAGGUUCUCAUCUUUGUCCAUUCAAGGAAAGAGACCGCCAAAACGGCUCGUGCCAUAAGAGACACUGCCCUUGCUAAUGACACCCUCAGUAGAUUUUUGAGAGAAGACAGUGCUAGCCGUGAAAUCCUACACACACAUACGGAUUUGGUGAAGAACAAUGAUCUCAAGGAUUUGGUGCCUUAUGGUUUUGCAAUUCACCAUGCUGGUUUGAACAGAACUGAUCGGCAGCUUGUUGAGGAGCUCUUUGCGGAUGGCCACAUUCAAGUUCUGGUUUCCACUGCAACACUUGCUUGGGGUGUGAAUCUGCCUGCUCACACCGUGAUCAUCAAAGGCACCCAGAUUUAUGACCCCGAAAAAGGAGCAUGGACUGAGCUCAGUCCUCUGGAUAUCAUGCAGAUGCUGGGUCGUGCAGGAAGACCCCAAUUUGAUUCUUAUGGAGAGGGCAUAAUUAUUACCGGUCACACUGAGUUGCAAUACUAUCUUUCUUUGAUGAAUCAACAACUUCCUAUUGAAAGUCAGUUUGUUUCCAAAUUGGCUGAUCAGUUGAACGCAGAAAUUGUGCUUGGAACUGUUCAGAAUGCCGAAGAAGCUAUUCAAUGGCUUGGGUACACUUAUCUAUAUGUUCGCAUGGUACGGAACCCUGCACUUUAUGGUAUGGAAGCUGAUGUUCUCAAGAGGGACAUGACAUUGCGCGAACGCCGAGCUGAUUUGAUUCAUUCUGCUGCAACAAUUUUGGACAAAAACAACUUGAUCAAGUAUGAUCGGAAAAGCGGGUAUUUCCAGGUAACUGACUUGGGUCGCAUUGCUAGUUACUAUUAUAUUACGCACGGAACAAUAUCUACAUAUAAUGAGCAUUUGAAGCCAACAAUGGGGGAUACGGAACUUUGUCGUCUAUUCUCACUGAGCGAGGAAUUUAAAUAUGUAACUGUACGUCAAGAUGAGAAAAUGGAGCUAGCAAAGCUUUUGGAUCGCGUUCCCAUUCCCAUCAAAGAAAGCCUGGAAGAGCCCAGUGCGAAGAUUAAUGUUUUGCUGCAAGCUUAUAUUUCACAGCUGAAGCUUGAAGGGCUUUCAUUGACUUCUGACAUGGUGUACAUCACUCAGAGUGCGGGACGACUUCUUCGAGCUCUUUUUGAAAUCGUUGUGAAACGAGGAUGGGCACAAGUAGCAGAAAAGGCUUUGAACUUGUUCAAGAUGGUUAACAAGAGAAUGUGGAGUGUCCAGACACCACUUCGCCAAUUUCAUGGAAUAGCAAAUGAUGUUUUGAUGAAGUUGGAAAAGAAGGACUUGGCCUGGGAAAGGUACUAUGACCUCUCAUCUCAAGAGCUUGGGGAGUUGAUUCGAGCUCCAAAGAUGGGUAGAACGCUCCACAAGUUUAUUCAUCAAUUUCCCAAGUUAGACCUUGCGGCCCAUGUGCAGCCAAUAACUCGCACUGUUUUGAGGGUUGAGCUCACAAUAACACCCGACUUCCAAUGGGAGGACAAAGUUCAUGGAUAUGUGGAGCCCUUUUGGGUCAUUGUGGAGGAUAAUGAUGGCGAGUAUAUUCUCCAUCAUGAAUAUUUUAUGCUGAAAAAGCAAUACAUUGAUGAGGACCACACGUUGAAUUUUACAGUUCCAAUUUAUGAACCUCUGCCACCACAGUACUUCAUUCGUGUUGUGUCGGAUAGGUGGCUUGGGUCACAAACUGUUUUGCCUGUUUCUUUCAGACACCUCAUCUUACCAGAAAAGUAUCCUCCCCCAACAGAGUUGUUGGAUUUGCAGCCGUUGCCUGUGUCUGCUUUGAGAAAUUCGUCAUAUGAGGAUCUUUACAAGGAUUUUAAACACUUUAAUCCUGUUCAGACCCAGGUUUUCACCGUUCUGUAUAAUUCAGAUGACAAUGUCUUGGUUGCUGCGCCAACAGGGAGCGGGAAGACCAUUUGUGCGGAGUUUGCCAUAUUAAGGAAUCACCAAAAGGGGGCUGACAGUAUGCGAGUGGUGUAUAUUGCACCUAUUGAAGCUCUUGCUAAGGAACGUUAUCGUGAUUGGGAGAAGAAGUUUGGAGAGCAUCUGAAGAUGCGCAUUGUUCAAUUAACCGGGGAAACUGCAACGGACUUGAAACUGCUCGAGAAAGGUCAAAUUAUCAUCAGUACUCCAGAGAAGUGGGAUGCCUUAUCUCGCCGCUGGAAACAACGCAAGCAUGUUCAACAGGUCAGUCUCUUUAUUAUUGAUGAACUUCACUUGAUUGGGGGUCAAGUUGGUCCGAUCUUGGAGGUCAUAGUUUCUAGAAUGAGAUAUAUAGCUAGUCAGGUUGAAAACAAGAUUCGCAUCGUUGCUCUGUCCACAUCUCUUGCAAAUGCGAAGGAUCUUGGGGAAUGGAUAGGUGCUACCUCUCAUGGCCUUUUCAAUUUUCCUCCCGGUGUGCGUCCAGUGCCACUUGAAAUACAUAUACAGGGUGUGGAUACAUCCGCGGGUAAUUUUGAAGCGAGAAUGCAAGCGAUGACAAAACCGACAUACACGGCAAUCGUCCAGCAUGCCAAGGAUGGCAAACCGGCUAUUGUAUAUGUUCCUACUAGGAAGCAUGUCCGUCUCACAGCUGAGGAUCUGGUGGCCUACUCACAAGUAGACAGUAGCGGAAAUACACCAUUUCUGUUGCAGUCAUUGAAAGAUCUUGAGCCGCUUGUUGAUGGAGUCCAUGAAGAAAUAUUGAAAGCCACUUUACGUCAUGGGGUUGGCUACUUGCAUGAGGGCUUAUCCAGUUUGGAUCAAGAAGUUGUGUCACAGCUUUUCGAAGCUGGAAGGAUUCAAGUGUGUGUCAUGAGUAGUUCAAUGUGUUGGGGGGUGCCAUUGUCAGCUCAUUUGGUGGUUGUGAUGGGAACACAGUAUUAUGAUGGCCGGGAAAAUAUCCACACGGAUUACCCUGUCACUGAUCUGUUGCAGAUGAUGGGUCAUGCUAGUCGUCCUUUGCUAGAUAACUCCGGGAAAUGCGUCAUCCUCUGCCACGCACCUCGUAAAGAGUACUACAAGAAAUUCUUGUAUGAAGCUUUCCCGGUUGAAAGCCAUUUUCACCACUACCUACAUGAUAAUCUGAAUGCGGAAAUUGUUGCUGGAAUUAUUGAGAACAAGCAAGACGCUGUGGAUUAUCUUACAUGGACUUUUAUGUACAGGAGGCUAACGCAGAAUCCCAACUAUUACAAUAUUCAGGGAGUUAGCCACAGGCAUCUUUCUGACCACCUCUCCGAGCUUGUAGAACAUACCCUCAAUGAUUUGGAAGCAAGCAAGUGCGUGGUUAUCGAGGAUGACAUGGACCUUUCUCCUUCGAAUCUCGGCCUAAUUGCCUCGUAUUAUUAUAUCAGCUAUGCCACUAUAGAACGUUUCAGUUCUUCCUUGUCUUCCAAGACAAAGAUGAAGGGUCUUAUAGAGAUUCUUGCUUCAGCUUCAGAGUAUGCACAGCUUCCGGUACGACCUGGGGAGGAAGAUGUGGUUCGAAGGCUGAUCAAUCAUCAGAGAUUCUCCUUUGAAAGUCCAAAUUGCGGGGAUCCUCAUGUGAAAGCAAACGCUCUACUUCAAGCCCACUUCUCGAGGCAUUCUGUGGGCGGGAAUCUGGCGCUUGACCAACGAGAGGUGCUCCUUUCUGCGAGCAGGCUGCUACAAGCAAUGGUUGAUGUUAUUUCUAGCAAUGGCUGGCUGAACCUAGCUCUUCUUGCAAUGGAAGUUAGCCAGAUGGUGACACAGGGCAUGUGGGAGCGUGAUUCCAUGCUUCUACAGCUUCCCCACUUCACAAAGGAGUUGGCCAAGAGAUGUCAAGAGAGAGGUAUAGAGACAGUGUUUGAUUUGGUGGAAAUGGACGAUGGCGACAGGCGCGAGCUGCUUCAGAUGACGGAUUUGCAGUUGCUGGAUAUCGCGAGGUUUUGCAACCGUUUUCCCAACAUUGACAUGGUGUACGAGGUGUUGGAGAGCGAUAACGUGAGAGCAGGAGAUGUUGUUACACUGCAAGUCACUCUCGAGAGGGAUCUUGAGGGGAGGACGGAGGUCGGGCCCGUGGACAAUCCCAGGUAUCCCAAGGCCAAAGAAGAAGGGUGGUGGCUUGUUGUUGGUGAUACCAAAAGUAACUCUUUGCUUGCCAUCAAAAGGGUUUCUCUGCAAAGGAAGUCGAAGGUUAAGCUUGAUUUCACGGCUCCUUUGGACGCCGGAAAGAAGUCGUACACCCUUUAUUUCAUGUGUGAUUCCUAUCUGGGCUGUGAUCAAGAGUAUCCCUUCACCGUUGAUGUCAAAAGAGAGGGGGAUGAUGUAGAAAGUGGGGAAGAGUAAAAUAAAAGAAGCGUUAUUUCAGUUUUGUUAUCCUUUCCUAUAUCUUCUCUUUAAUGUAUUUGCUAUUUCAGACUAGUUUUGAAAUGUUCUUUGUAAUGCUAACAAUGAUUGUGUCAUGCUAGCUGAGAAUGACAAAAAGAUGUAGUUUUCGUCUAUUAGAUGCUAAAGAAGAACGUUUAAUGUUCCCGUUUACAUUUGAAAGUGGUUGACUUAUGUAUUCUCUUUCUUGUUUGGUUCUUAAAGAAGAAAGAAAAUCAAAAUCCUGUAUGCAGGGCUGAUUUGUUUUGC
Morus notabilis is the source of this 6938-nucleotide messenger RNA. Its product is annotated as DExH-box ATP-dependent RNA helicase DExH12. Bases 99 to 6650 code for a protein of 2183 amino acids. Gene Ontology annotation, molecular function: ATP binding; ATP hydrolysis activity; nucleic acid binding. The transcript is spliced from 4 exons. NCBI's taxonomy places the organism in Eukaryota, Viridiplantae, Streptophyta, Magnoliopsida, Rosales, Moraceae. Gene Ontology annotation, cellular component: nucleus. The record is from RefSeq and is a predicted model, not a curated record.